ACUCUAGGCCGGGGAACGCCACAACGCAUGCGCACAACCGCCCUUCCUCAGCGAGGCGCAUGCUCAGUGCUUCCCCGCGCGGCCGAGGAACGACGAGGGCGGGACGUUCAGCCCACGCGGGGCCGGGACAUGGCAGCGGCGGGCGGCGGGGCCUGGGCGCUGUGGUGGCGGGGCCUGACCCGCGGCCGCGCCUCGCUGCUGCUGCGGGCUCCAGGGCCGCUGCCGGCUUGCAGACAGAAGUCAUCAGUCAGUUUCCUUAGUCGACCUGAUCGUCCAAAUCUAGCGUAUAAUAAGAUAAAAGGCAAGAACCCAGGUGUUGUCUUCCUCCCAGGCCUUAAUUCAGAUAUGAAUGGGCAGAAAGCAGUUGCACUCCAGGACUUCUGCAAAUCUCUCGGUCAUGCCUUUGUAAGAUUUGAUUAUACAGGAUGUGGAAGUUCAGAUGGUAAUCUUCAAGAGUGUACGGUUGGAAAGUGGAGGAUGGAUGUUUUGUCUGUACUAGAUGAACUCACAGAUGGACCACAGAUUCUAGUGGGAUCCAGCUUAGGUGGAUGGCUGAUGCUUCAUGCAGCAAUAGCUCGUCCAGAAAAGGUGGCCGCUUUAGUUGGAGUAGCUGCAGCUGCAGACUAUCUUGUAACAACUUUUAAACAACUUCCCCUUGAGGUCCAAAAAGAAAUAGAAGAAAAGGGUGAAUGGAAGCUGCCAACAAAACACAAUGAGGAAGGGUUUUAUUGUUUGUCAUAUGAGUUCAUUAAAGAAGCAGAAAACCACUGUCUGUUGAGCAAUCCUAUUCCUAUAACCUGCCCUAUAAAACUUAUCCAUGGCAUGAAGGAUGAAGAUGUCCCAUGGCAGGUAUCCAUGCAGAUUGCAGAUGAUGUUGUCAGCACAGAUGUGGAUGUGAUCCUCCGCAAAGUUGGUCAGCACCGAAUGAAUGAGAAGGAUGACAUGAAACUUCUUGUGUACACUGUUGAUGAUUUAAUUGACAAGCUGACGACCCUAGCAUGAGUUGCAUGUUAGCACUAAUGCAUGAGCUUAACACUCAGAUCUCUUCUGUUAUUAACCAAAACCUCACUUUUUUUUAUGGCAAUGGAACACUGCUGAAUCUGGAAGGAUGCAAAGGUCACGAAAGAAAGGAAGUGGAGCUUUAACUUCUGUCUCCUUACCUCUGUUUUGUAAAUAAAGGUGUUUUCUUAAUGCUGCAUUUGCACAAAUGGUAGAAAAUGUGAAGAAAAUGCUGCUGUUUGUUGGAAAAUUUUCCCCCGCCUUGAUUUCCUGUGACUUUUUUUCAGAAGUUUCCUACACUAUUUUGUACUGAAACAUGUUUACCUUUCUUACAUUUGUGCCAAUGGUUAAAUUUUUGCUACUAUUAGAACUGUACAGUACAACUUAAUUUUUUAAUUCCUUUUGACAUCCUAAAAUAAAUAUUGUGCUUUAUGCUUUAACAUUA
Molecule: messenger RNA, 1444 nt
Organism: Mauremys reevesii (Reeves's turtle)
Lineage: Eukaryota; Metazoa; Chordata; Testudines; Geoemydidae
Gene: ABHD10
Product: abhydrolase domain containing 10, depalmitoylase
Exons: 5
Coding region: 28-1002 (324 amino acids)
Biological process (GO): protein depalmitoylation
Cellular component (GO): mitochondrion
Molecular function (GO): hydrolase activity, hydrolyzing O-glycosyl compounds; palmitoyl-(protein) hydrolase activity
Source: RefSeq, a predicted model, not a curated record